GUUUUGAAUGUGGGCUUCAUCCUGUACCGCUACACUGAAAAACUCCAGUUGCUCUUCGAUGAGGAAUUACUCUCUGCACCGGAGCCCAGCUGUCAGCAACUGCUGAACUAUGCCUUGGAUCGGAAGGGCUGCCAGUGGAGCGGCAACGAUACGGCAAGCACUGAUCGGCUCGGCCGGUGCGGUGAAUUGAAGGUGGUGGCACUUUCUCAGACCUUUGCCUCUCGCUCAGUGGAUUGGAGCUACGACGACCCCAAGGAUCCGAGCAUGCCAACGAUUGCACAUCCGGACUCGGGUUUGCUAUCUCUGGAAGGCAUGAAGAGAAUGCGACUCUUUCGGGAUAUGAACUUGUGCUAAGUUAGUUAAGGAGAGCACUGAGAGCACGGAGCUUUUCUAGCAGUGUGGUCAAAGAUGGUCAAAGUACCCAAAGAUCAGCGUGGAUAUGGGUCAAAUUUCAAGAUUC
Messenger RNA from Cladocopium goreaui, 460 nucleotides. The record is from the annotation of a GenBank genome assembly. NCBI's taxonomy places the organism in Eukaryota, Dinophyceae, Suessiales, Symbiodiniaceae.